This is a messenger RNA of Dendronephthya gigantea, 1810 nucleotides long. Its product is annotated as transcription factor E2F6-like. Gene Ontology annotation, biological process: regulation of transcription by RNA polymerase II. Gene Ontology annotation, cellular component: RNA polymerase II transcription regulator complex. The coding region runs from base 232 to 1485 and encodes 417 amino acids. The record is from RefSeq and is a predicted model, not a curated record. The transcript has 6 exons. Gene Ontology annotation, molecular function: RNA polymerase II cis-regulatory region sequence-specific DNA binding; protein dimerization activity; DNA-binding transcription factor activity, RNA polymerase II-specific. NCBI's taxonomy places the organism in Eukaryota, Metazoa, Cnidaria, Anthozoa, Malacalcyonacea, Nephtheidae.
GCCAAACAAACUCUCUGCUGCGCCCAAGAAGAAAUAAACCAAAACAAAUAACAAUCUCUUCCAAUCUUGGGUUUUAACGGUGAAUAUUCUUGACAAUUUCGAAUAAAUACGUAGUUUGCGCUACAAGCAAUCGAAAGCUAUUAAUUUCGAUUGAAAUUGGUACUUUAGUGGCCCAAUCUUUCAAACUGAAAAGUACAGUUUAGGGAAUUGUGGAAGAUCAAACAUUACAAUAUGGCUUCAGUUAGUAACCAAACUUCACAGCUCGUUACUGUUGGCAAUCGAGGAAAAUUCAACGUGAAAUCUCGAAGAAACAUAAAUGAUGCAUCGACAAAUUCUUUAAUUCAACAAUCAGCUAAAAGAAGAAAAUGUUUGGAUGGCAAUAAAACACACGAUACCCUUGACCGAACUCCUGAUGUGAAUCAUGGCUGCUCUCGUCCAAACAUUUUACUGCCACCUCAGGCCAAACGAAGACUAAAUUGGGAGUCAAAAGACGUAAUAACUAACUCAACAUUCAAGCCACCAAAUUCAAAGCGAAAGUCGCGAGUAAAGACAAAAGAUUGCUCUUUAAAAGUAAAAUCACCAAUUGAGAAAACUCGAUAUGACACAUCUCUUGGACUUCUUACUAAGAAAUUUGUUGGCCUCAUUCGUGGUUCGUCCUCUGGGAUCUUAGAUCUUAAUGAGGCUGCUGAGCUGCUGGCAGUUCAGAAGCGUCGUAUUUAUGACAUAACAAAUGUUUUGGAGGGAAUUGGACUUAUUCAAAAAAAAUCAAAAAACAACAUCCAGUGGAGGGGGUGCCGGAGUGCACUUUUGCAUAUGAGUGAUGGUGAGAACAAUGAUCACGAGAUCUCGCCAUUGAUUGUGGACCUUCACACAGAUGUUGCUGAUCUUGAGGCAAAAGAGAACAGAUUGGAUGAUCUUAUUUCAGCUUGUCAACAAGACUUCCAGAAACUUACUCAGCCUUGCAAUAAAUUUGCAUACGUCACAUACAAAGAUUUUCGCAGUAUAAAUCAGUUCAAUAAUCAGACAUUAAUUGCAAUCAGUGCACCCCAAAAAACAUGGCUUGAAGUGCCAGAUCCAGAAACAGAGACCAUUCAGUUAUCUUUGAGAAGUACUAAUGGUCCGAUAAAUGCCUUUCUCUGUCCUGAUGAUCAACCAUCUCCUGAUGAUCAAUCAUCUCCUGUGAAGUCAGAAUCAGGAAGCUCAACAAGUGAUUGCCUUGGAACAAGUGAAGAUGAAAGUGUUUCAAACAAUGAAACUGUAGACCCUGUCAUGUUACCAGUUUACCAAAUGCCAGGUGUCAGCUUUCAACAAGAAUUAGGAAGUGAUUUUGAAAACAUUUUAGAAACAGAUGAAGAGACGUUGAUAUCAUUUUCACCAUUUCAUGAGCAGGAUAGUGACUAUUUUUACAGUCUUACUGAAGAAGAAGGAGUGAUGGAUUUGUAUGAUAUGUAUGAUUUAAAGCCAUCUUUUCCUCUGGAUUUUUAAUCUACAUGAGCUGAAAAUUGAUUGUGUAAAGUAACUUAUAUGUAAACCAGUCUGUGUCCAUUGACCAAUUCUCUGUUUUUACGCCUAAAUGUGUGUUGGUUGAAUGUAAAGUUUGGCAAAAUAAAACACUGACUAGAGUAUGAAGUUUGGAACAUAUAUGUUUGAAAUACAGACGAAACCUUAAUUAAUUCUAAUACCUGCAUUGUGUAAUAUAAUCUAUAGCAUAAAAUGUAAAAAUAAACUUAAGAAUUUAGUUUGGGAGCUGGUUUGACGAUCUUAUGAUGGUCUUGCUGUUAAUGAACUGUACUUUGGAACGAGAGAUGUG